AUGCCCGGGUUUACUACAUAUGGUGUUCACAGACUAUUAAACAGGGGACAGCUGGGCCCUAUAUUCCCCAGCAGCACUAUCCAAGAGCUAGGCCCCCAAUGCCCAUCCCUCCAAGGGCUAGCAAUUUGCGUUCAACGCCGUCGAGGUCUUGAGACAGACGUCUACACGGCCCUGGCCCAAUUCCCCCGUCUUAUCCACCUCGACCUACUCCUCAACUGCCUGCCUGAGAUCGACUCCACCGAAAACCCAGUCCCACUCCGCGAACUUACCGAGUACGAAAGCACCCGCACAUCAGGCCACGCAUAUAACCUGCCCACAUGGUACAUCCGGGACUGCGUGAUCAACUGCGCCAUCGACCAGGAGCUAGCCGAGGCAAUCUUUACCCAUAUCCGCAACAACCAAAAGGGAGGAGGUAGACGCCUCCAAAGGCUGACAAUCCACCCUCUCCAUAGUCAGGGAGGGCAAUAUUGCUCUUACUACUCAAUCUCAAACUCAAGCCCACGAACCCAAUGGGGCGCAUGGGGCCCUUUCAAUGCAGAGGUUUUCGACGAGCUGGCUCGUUCUUGGACGGUCGAAGCAGACGUUGUCGAGAGGGCUGGAAUAAGAGCUGUAAAGUCUACUCGUGGGAAGGGUGGCAACAGCCGACUUCGUUAA
Molecule: messenger RNA, 654 nt
Organism: Aspergillus puulaauensis
Lineage: Eukaryota; Fungi; Ascomycota; Eurotiomycetes; Eurotiales; Aspergillaceae
Exons: 1
Coding region: 1-654 (217 amino acids)
Source: RefSeq, a predicted model, not a curated record